Molecule: messenger RNA, 650 nt
Organism: Phymastichus coffea
Lineage: Eukaryota; Metazoa; Arthropoda; Insecta; Hymenoptera; Eulophidae
Product: rhodanese domain-containing protein CG4456-like
Exons: 4
Coding region: 11-586 (191 amino acids)
Cellular component (GO): mitochondrion
Molecular function (GO): thiosulfate-cyanide sulfurtransferase activity
Source: RefSeq, a predicted model, not a curated record
UUCACUUACAAUGUUUGUGAAAAAAAUAAAUAGUUUUAAAUCAGUUAUUUCUUUAUUGAAAGGUCAACAAUUUCAAAAAUUGUCUACUUCUGCUAAAUAUACUAAUAAUAAGUUAUAUUUUACAAAUAGUGUUGAACUAUUUAACAGUAAUUCUAUUUGCUUAAUAACCUCAACAGGUAAAAAUGCUUGUAAUUUUACUGCUAUAAGUGGAAUCCAUAAUAGUGCAUCACCAGAAACAAAUAGAAAUUUUAUUGUUGAAUAUAAUGACAUAUUGAAAGCACAGAAAGAUGAUAAAGUGUUGAUUAUUGAUGUUAGAGAAAAUUCUGAAAUACAAGAAACUGGAAAAUUACCAGGGAGCAUUCAUAUCCCAAUGGGAGAAGUUGCCAAUGCUUUGGUAAAUCUAUCUAGUGAAGAGUUUGAAAAAAAAUACAAUAAAAAGCAGCCUGCUGCAGACACUAAAAUCAUUUUAAGUUGUAAAUUAGGCAAAAGAAGUGGUGCAGUUCAAUCUGAUUUACAAAAAUUAGGAUAUACAAAUGCUUAUAAUUAUCUAGGAGGAUGGCUUGAUUGGGAAAGUAGACAAAAGUGAAUAACAUAUAUAAAAAUCAUUGUAAAAAAUAUUUUAUUUCUUUUGCAAUAAAUGUAAUUUCCUC